AUGCAACUCAACGCCGCUGGUUUGUCGUUAUUUCACAUUUGCUCGGAACGAAAUGCCCACGAUGCCCUGCAAGCCUUGUUGUCUUUUAUGAUUGACAACAAGGCAGCAGACGACAAGAAGAGUGACGUAGAGACUCUCGAGCAAGUCCUUGCAUUAAAAGACAAGAAUGGGGCCAAUACUAUCCAUGUGGCGGCAUUCUGUGGGAACAAGGAAACCGUGCAGCUAUGGAUUACUGUCAUUCAAAAAGCUUGUGCUACUAACGACAACAAAACCAACGCCGUGGACCUGUUGGACAAGAUGGAUGGACAGGCACGAACGCCGUAUUGGUUGGCCAUGGUGCAAGGCAAGGAUGCUGUCGGGGCACUUUUGGCGGAUGCGGGUGUUGAUACGGAGCAUCCCAAUAUGGUCAAAGAAAUCAAGGAAGCUCAAGAACAGCGACAGGCACGGCAGCAACAACGACUCAACCCGUGA
Messenger RNA from Seminavis robusta, 471 nucleotides. Lineage: Eukaryota; Bacillariophyta; Bacillariophyceae; Naviculales; Naviculaceae. The record is from the annotation of a GenBank genome assembly.